AUGUCGUCUACAAGCAAGAACGGCGACGUCCAUAGCAAGACGAAACUCCAGAUUGUCAAAGAGCAACCUGAAAACCCUUUCGCCAAACUUGUUUCCGACCAACAGUAUGCGAUCAUCCCCACCUUCACCCUCGAAUCCGGCGUUGUUCUCAAGAACGCACCUGUCGCAUUUACCACACGAGGUCAACUCGCGGAAAAUGGGGACAAUGCUUUGGUAAUAUGUCAUGCCUUGAGUGGCAGCGCCGAUGUUGCGGACUGGUGGGGGCCUUUACUAGGAGGACCAGGCCGGGCCUUCGAUGUUUCCAGAUUUUUUAUUGUCUGCUUGAACAGUCUCGGAAGUCCAUACGGCAGUGCCAGUCCUGUGACUUACAAAGAUGGAGAUCCGGCGCUUGAGAGAUAUGGCCCAGAAUUCCCUCUGACAACGAUAAGAGAUGAUGUGAAUAUCCAUAAAAUUGUCCUCGACCAUCUCGGAGUGCGGCAGAUCGCAUGCGUGGUAGGCGGUUCGAUGGGAGGUAUGCUGGCCCUGGAAUAUGCUUAUUUCGGCAAAGAUUAUGUGCGGUGCAUCGCGCCCAUCGCUACAUCCGCAAGUCAUAGUGCAUGGGGGAUCAGCUGGGGUGAGGCGCAGCGUCAAGCGAUCUAUUCUGAUCCAAAGUAUGAGGACGGAUACUAUUCAUUUGAUGACCCUCCCACCGCAGGACUAGGCGCAGCUCGCAUGUCCGCCCUUCUUACCUAUCGAAGUCGCGACUCCUUUGAGGCUCGGUUUGGUCGGAACACUCCUGAUCUGUCGAAACAGCCGUCAAUCAACCAGGAAAAUACCAGCCCUCCACAGGCCCAGAACCAACAUUGGACGAUUCACAACGACGGCAACAAGCGAGCCAGAGGACCGCGGGACUCGCGCCCUUCCUCUCGCAGUGGAACUCUCUCUGAAUCACAGUCACAAUCGGAUUUGACUGCUGUGCAGGAGACCUCGAUGACCUUCAAUGAUCCCCAAUUCAACGGUACCACGGAGUUCGCUGUUCCUGUUCCCGUUGUCCGCCAAAACAAGUCCCGUCCGACCCACCACUACUUCUCGGCGCAGUCCUACUUGCGAUACCAGGGGAAUAAGUUUGUCAAACGGUUCGAUGCCAAUUGCUACAUCGCGAUCACCCGCAAACUCGACACCCACGACGUCUCCCGCAACCGCGCCCCGAGUGUCAAGGAAGCCCUGGCGCAGAUUGAACAGCCAACGCUGGUCUUGGGAAUCGAGUCUGACGGCCUCUUCACCUUCGCCGAACAGGAGGAACUGGCCAAGUGUAUUCCUAAUGCGAAGUUGGGCAAGAUCGAAAGUCCUGAAGGGCAUGAUGCAUUUUUGUUGCAGUUUGAGCAGGUGAACAACUAUCUGCUUGCUUUCUUCCGCGAGAAUCUGCCGGAUAUCAUGAACAGGCCGGGUCUUGCUGACGGCGAGGAUGGGGACGUCGAAGACGGUGUGGGCAAGAUGACCAAGAGCAGCACUUUUGGAGAGGCAGAGGUUGAAGAUCUCACCGCUUGGUAG
Molecule: messenger RNA, 1530 nt
Organism: Capronia coronata CBS 617.96
Lineage: Eukaryota; Fungi; Ascomycota; Eurotiomycetes; Chaetothyriales; Herpotrichiellaceae
Product: homoserine O-acetyltransferase
Exons: 3
Coding region: 1-1530 (509 amino acids)
Biological process (GO): L-homoserine metabolic process
Molecular function (GO): homoserine O-acetyltransferase activity
Source: RefSeq, a predicted model, not a curated record